AUGGUCGCCACUGCGUGCCCUUUCCUUCGCCGGGCUCUGCUCUACGUCCCGGCGUCGUCAACCCGAAUGCUAUACAAAUCCCUCAGUCUCUCCUGCGACACCGUCAUCUACGACCUCGAGGACUCGGUGACGCACUAUGCAAAGAUUGAUGCUCGCGAUGCCCUCAACCAGCACUUAUCCCAACUAACCGAGCGGCCGGCCUCCAUCUCCGAGAUCGCCAUCCGCGUCAACAACGCCCGUUCUCCUUAUCUGGAGAAGGACCUCAGGCUUGCCGCGUCGAUUCCUCUCGUCGAUACCGUCGUGGUGCCUAAAGUGAACACCAUCGGCGACUUGAGGACUGUUUCCCACUUUCUGAAAAACUACGAGAAUAAGUAUUACAAAGAGAUACGCACUAAGCCCGUAAGGGUUAUAGCCUUGAUCGAGUCGGCGCGCGCUGUAAUGAACCUCUCGAAUAUCUGCCAAGGGCCGCGCCUUAACGGCGUAAUCUUUGCCGCCGAGGACUUCGCCCUCGACCUGUCGCUCACGCGGACGCCAGACAUGACCGAGUUCUUAUAUGCGCGGUCUGCCAUCGUGACAGCCGCCCGCGUUGAGAACGUCCCUAGUGUGAUAGAUUUAGCAUGCACAUUAUAUAAGGGGGGGGACGAGCUAGCGCAGCUAGAGGAAGAAUGCCGAGGCGGAAAGGCCUUGGGAUUCAAUGGCAAGCAGUGCAUCCACCCUUCGCAGGUCAAGACGGUACAGCGGCUCUUCUCACCCACCGAGAAGGAGGUUGAGUGGGCUGUCAGGGUUAAUAUAGCGAGCAAAAAAGCCACAGCUGCGAAAAUAGGGGCUUGGACCCUAGAUAAUAAAAUGAUUGAUGCCCCGGUUUCCGCCAGGGCGGCAGAAAUAGUUAAAAAGGCGGGAGAAUGUGGUAUAGAUGUCGAUGGACUACGAGAAAAGUGGAAAGAUGAAGAGCCUCAAUAA
Daldinia decipiens is the source of this 960-nucleotide messenger RNA. Its product is annotated as beta subunit of citrate lyase. Gene Ontology annotation, molecular function: magnesium ion binding; catalytic activity. The coding region runs from base 1 to 960 and encodes 319 amino acids. The transcript has 2 exons. Gene Ontology annotation, biological process: oxaloacetate metabolic process. The record is from RefSeq and is a predicted model, not a curated record. NCBI's taxonomy places the organism in Eukaryota, Fungi, Ascomycota, Sordariomycetes, Xylariales, Hypoxylaceae.